UAGAGAGAUCUGGGGCACCUUUGGGUGGUGGAGUGCGGCGGAGACGAUCCACAGCAGAGGAGUCCCAGUCGCCAGCAACCAUGACGGACCAACAGGCUGAGGCCAGGUCCUACCUCAGCGAGGAGAUGAUCGCUGAGUUCAAGGCUGCCUUUGACAUGUUUGAUGCUGAUGGUGGUGGGGACAUCAGCGUUAAAGAGCUGGGCACCGUGAUGAGGAUGCUAGGGCAGACACCCACCAAAGAGGAACUGGAUGCCAUCAUCGAGGAGGUGGACGAGGAUGGCAGCGGUACCAUCGACUUUGAGGAGUUCUUGGUCAUGAUGGUGCGCCAGAUGAAAGAGGAUGCGAAAGGGAAGAGUGAAGAGGAACUGGCUGAGUGUUUCCGCAUCUUUGACAGGAACGCAGACGGCUACAUUGAUGCUGAGGAGCUGGCUGAGAUUUUCCGGGCUUCUGGGGAGCACGUGACAGAUGAGGAGAUCGAAUCCCUGAUGAAGGACGGUGAUAAGAACAACGAUGGCCGCAUUGACUUCGAUGAGUUUCUGAAGAUGAUGGAGGGCGUUCAGUAAGGAGCCGGCCUUUGUUCGUGUCCAUCCAGAUUGCAGGUCCCCUUAGCGUGGGCAACUCCACCCUUGCCUUUCCUGCCCCACCAGAGAAAGGCUGCUCCUUUGGGCUCUGUGGCUGGAAGGAAUAAAAGCUGACAAUGUAAAGCUG
This is a messenger RNA of Arvicanthis niloticus (Nile rat), 708 nucleotides long. RefSeq names its product troponin C2, fast skeletal type (gene Tnnc2). Gene Ontology annotation, molecular function: calcium ion binding. The record is from RefSeq and is a predicted model, not a curated record. Gene Ontology annotation, cellular component: myosin II complex. Lineage: Eukaryota; Metazoa; Chordata; Mammalia; Rodentia; Muridae.